ACAAAGAAGGUUUGCUAAACAGUUGGACUUGAAGGUUCUUUCCUAGGGGCCAGGACUUAAGUUUGCCUCCAAUAUGGAAGACGUGGACUGGGAGGCUUACGGCUUGGAAGAUCUCUUUGGUGAAAAUUACAGUUACAGCACAGACCUGCCCUUCAUUCCAGAAGGCUCUGCCCCAUGCAGGCCAGAAUCUCUGGAAAUCAACAAGUAUGCAGUGGUGGUCAUCUACGCCCUGGUCUUCGUGCUGAGCCUGCUGGGAAACUCCCUAGUGAUACUGGUUGUCCUAUACAGUCGGCUCAGCCAGUCUGUCACCGACGUCUACCUGCUGAACUUGGCCAUAGCCGACCUGCUCUUCGCCCUGACCUUGCCUAUCUGGGCUGCCUCCAAGGCGAAAGGCUGGAUCUUUGGCACACCCCUGUGCAAGGUGGUCUCGCUCCUGAAGGAAGUCAACUUCUACAGUGGUAUCCUACUGCUGGCCUGCAUCAGCAUGGACCGCUACCUGGCCAUCGUCCAUGCCACGCGCACGCUGACCCAGAAGCGGCACUGGGUCAAGUUCAUAUGCUUAGGCAUCUGGGCGCUGUCCCUGAUGCUGUCCCUGCCCAUCUUCGUCUUCCGCAGGGCCAUCAAUCCCCCCUACUCCAGCCCGGUCUGCUACGAGGACAUGGGCGCCAAUACCACGAGACUGCGGAUAGUGAUGCGGGCCCUGCCCCAGACCUUCGGCUUCCUCGUGCCCUUGGCGGUCAUGCUGUUCUGCUAUGGGCUCACCCUGCGCACGCUGUUCCAGGCCCACAUGGGGCAGAAGCACCGGGCCAUGCGGGUCAUCUUCGCCGUCGUGCUCGUCUUCCUGCUCUGCUGGCUGCCCUACAACCUGGUCCUGGUCGCAGACACCCUCAUGAGGCUCCGGGUGAUCGGGGAGACGUGCGAGCGCCGCAACGACAUCGGCCGCGCCCUGGACGCCACCGAGAUUCUGGGCUUCCUCCACAGCUGCCUCAAUCCCUUCAUCUACGCCUUCAUCGGCCAGAAGUUUCGCCACGGACUCCUCAAGAUCAUGGCCUUCCACGGGCUCAUCAGCAAGGAGCAUUUGUCCAAGGACGGCAGGCCUUCCUUUGUUGGCUCUUCUUCAGCAAACACUUCUACCACCUUCUGAGCCCCUGGGCCCUGCUGGAGCGCCUCGGGGCACCUCCCUCGCCGUCAGCAUCCCAUCCCGAGCCUCAUGUCCACUGGUUGUUUCCAGUCUCUGUGUCAAGGCAGCUCCCAGCUGUGGUUACAGGAAGCUACUGGGGCCACGUCCUUUUCAGGCCCAUUGGACGGUUUAGAAAGCCUGCCCUCGUUCCCCGCACCUCCCUAUACGUCCUAUGCCAGCUGCUAGAGCUCAGUCCAUCCUAGCACUGAGCUCAAGCACUCUGGUGUCCGGGGCAGUUAAAGACAUUCGAAAGGCAUCCUUUCAGGGGACGACAGAAAGUUCCUACCGUUAGUGUUAGCCACUAGUGGCAAACAGCAGUGGUUGCUUUCCCGACUCUCCCUUUCUUGCUUGCUGGCAAAGCCCACCUCCCUUGAGGGAGGCCGAGAAGGACAGACACUCACUUUCCCAGACUCCCUUAGCUAGGAGUGGCCCUGUCAUCCACUUCUGACUAGUAAGGUUUCAGGGCAAUAGUGUGCUGGUGAAAAGAAGUCCAGGUUUGUAGCAUUUACCAAGUUGCCUGGGGCAAAUGCUGCCACCACAGCGAUGUCAAAAGUUUUCAUGUGCUUAGCAACUAGGUCACAAAAAUUUAAGAAAUGUAAUGGGCUGCUUUCACAAGCAGGUACAAACUGGCUUCAGGGCACCAUUGCUUAAGAGGAAGUCUGCUGGGUCCAGGGACUCCUGGGAAGUAUUCCUGAUUUAAAAAGAGAGAGAGACACACACACACACCCACGUAUCCUUGGUUCUUGCCUUUAUGGUUCUUCCCAGUAUGGUUGUGGGAUAUGAUGUGACAAAGAGGCAAAAAUUGUGUUCAACACACUUAGGCAGAUGGAGUGGAUGAGAACAAAGAGCCCAGAAAAAGACCCAAGUAUAAAUGGUCAAUGAUUUUCAACAAGGGUUACCAAGACUAUUCAAUGGGAGAAAGGAUAGUUAUUCAACACAUGGUGCUGGGCAAACCAGUUAUCCACAUGCUCAGGAAUGAACCUAGUCCCUUUCCUCAUACCAUAUACAAAAGUUAACUCAAAAUGGAUCAUAACCUACACAGGAGAGCUUCAACUAUAAGUGUUUAUUAGAAACAUAGAAGAAGAGUUUUAUAACAUUGGAUUUGGCAGUGAUUCCUUGGAUAUGACACCCAAAGCACAGGCAAGAAAUGAAUAAGUAGAUAAUUGGAUUUCCCCAAUGUUAAAAACUUUGCACGUCCAAGGACAUGAUCAAGAGAGUGGAAAGGAAAAUCAUAGGAUGGGAGAAAAUAUUUUUGAAUCAAAUUUUAUACAGUUUACUCUCCACGAUACAAAUAAUUCUUACAAUUCAACAUCAAUGACAACAACAACAAAGACAGAUAAUAACAAGUGUCAGCAACGAUAUGGAAAAAGUGGUGGGACCCUGGUGCACCGUUGGUGGAAAAGUAAAGUGGUGCAGCCGCCAUGGAAAACAGCACCUCAAAAGAUGAAACAGAACCACUGUAUGAUCUGGCACUUCCACGUCUAAGUGUACAGUGAAAGCAGUGACCUGAGAGCAGAGACUCAAACAGUACACUAAUGUUCAUGGCAGCAUCAUUCACAGCUGCCAAAAAGUGACAAUCACGCAAUGCCAAUCAGUGGAUGACGGACCAAAAAAUGUGGGGUACGCAGGCGACGGAAUAUGGUUCCGUCUUAAAAAUGAACGAGUCUCUGGGAUAUGCUACAACAGGGAUGAACCCCGAAAACAUGAUAUGAAGUGGAAGAAGCCGGGCAAAAAUAGUGUAUGAUUCCACUUUUUAGAAGUACCUACAAUAGUCAAGCUCAUAGAGACAAGAAGUCCAACAGUGGUUACCAGGUCCAGGCAGAGGAGAAAGUAGGAAGUAGUUGUUUAAUGGGUACACAGUUCAGUUGGGGGCGAUGGAAAGUUUCUGGAGAUGGAUAGUGGUGAUAGGGGUAGGACAGUGGGAAUGUGCUUAAUCCCACUAAACAGUACACUUAAAACUGGUAAAAAAAAAAAAAAGUGGUCAAUUUUAUGUUGUGUGUAUCUUCCUGGAAAGGAAAAAAAAACAACAACUAGUUCCCAAACAACAAAUUUCAGCAA
Molecule: messenger RNA, 3238 nt
Organism: Neogale vison (American mink)
Lineage: Eukaryota; Metazoa; Chordata; Mammalia; Carnivora; Mustelidae
Gene: CXCR2
Product: C-X-C motif chemokine receptor 2
Exons: 2
Coding region: 74-1144 (356 amino acids)
Biological process (GO): immune response; G protein-coupled receptor signaling pathway; neutrophil chemotaxis
Cellular component (GO): membrane
Molecular function (GO): interleukin-8 binding; C-X-C chemokine receptor activity
Source: RefSeq, a predicted model, not a curated record